Molecule: messenger RNA, 874 nt
Organism: Papaver somniferum (opium poppy)
Lineage: Eukaryota; Viridiplantae; Streptophyta; Magnoliopsida; Ranunculales; Papaveraceae
Product: late embryogenesis abundant protein D-34-like
Exons: 3
Coding region: 13-825 (270 amino acids)
Source: RefSeq, a predicted model, not a curated record
GUCGUUGUAAUCAUGAGUCAGCAACAACCAAGGAGGGCUCAAGGUAAUGAGCAGCAACAAGAACCCGUCAAGUAUGGAGAUGUAUUUCCAGUAUCAGGUGAGUUAGCAUCAAAACCUAUAGCUCCACGAGAUGCAGCAAUGAUGCAGAGUGCAGAGAGUUCUAUACUAGGUCAAACACAAAAAGGUGGUCCCGCUUCUGUUAUGCAAUCUGCCGCUACCCAAAAUGUAAGAGCUGGUGUUGUUGAUCGUAGUCAAGUUACUGCGGCAGCUGCUGAUCAAGGCGUGACUGUCUCUGAAACUGAUCUUCCAGGUGGUCGUGUUGUAUCUGAAGCAGUUGGAGGACAGGUUGUUGGAAGCUUUGUUCAACCCGGGUCAGCUCAAGGGACGACAGGUAAGGUAGCAUAUGGUGGUAAUGACAUUGACAUUGACAUUGGAGGAGGAAAGAUUACAAUUGGGGAAGCAUUAGAAGCGACUGCACUAACGGCAGGAGAUAAGCCGGUGGAUCAGAGUGAUGCUGCUGCGAUACAAGCAGCAGAAGUUAGGGCAACCGGACGGAACGUAAUAACUCCAGGUGGUGUUGCUGCAGCUGCUCAAGCAGCUGCUACUUAUAACACUCGUGUUGCGAGAGAUGAAGACAAGACUACACUUGGAGAUGUUCUAACUGAUGCGGCUUUGAAGUUGCCAGCAGACAAGGAGGCUACGCCUAGAGAUGCAGAAGGGGUGGUGGGUGCAGAAAUGAGAAACAACCCUAAUCUUGCAACACAUCCUGGUGGUGUGGCUGCCUCCGUUGUUGCUGCUGCUAGGCUCAACCAGAACAAUGACUAGGUUGAUGAAAAUACCCAGAAAUCAGUUUCUAGAGAGAAGGAAAAAAAAA